AUGCGCAAAUUGUCUCGUGAUUCGCGCUACAUCACUCAACGUGUAUUCAGACGAACAACGAGCUCCGACAUCCGAAAUCAUCCUCUUAUAAAGAUCUCUAAUGGCACAUUUUACCAGCUGCACCCUCAGACGAAGCCGUCAGGGUGCAUCACUUCGGCUCCAAGGCCACUGUUUGAGAACUUGAGCAUUUCCAUCCCCUCCUUCACAACGCCAAACCAGCACUGGGCUAUACUGAGCCCUUCCUCCACAGUGCGAACUUCUUUCUUAAAAAUUCUCCAUGGGCAAAUGAUAUGUCAACCUCCGACAGCACGGACUUAUCCCUAUCUCACCACAAGGGCCUCUGCAACCCAUACACAGAACAUUCGAUCUCCCGAGAGGUCUAUUACUUACGUGGGCUUCGAUAAUGAUAAGAAGUCUUUUGGUGGCGCUUAUUUGAGUGCGCGGUACGAAAGUCGUGUCGAGGAAACUGAUUUCACUCUUCAGCAGUAUCUCACCGGCGAUACUCAACUCAAUCCCAGUGCGGACUGCAUGCAACCAAACACACUAGCCGAAGAGGUCUCCAUCGCGGUAGCGACCGACCUAGACCUUAUGAAGUUGCUCAAAAAGCCCGUCAACAUGCUCAGUAAUGGUCAAUCGAGACGGGCGAGAAUUGGUAAAGCACUGCUCACCAAGCCAGAAUUACUUCUCCUGGAUGCGCCUUUCAUAGGUCUAGACCCUUUCGUAACAGAGCAAAUCUCCUCACUACUUGAGCGCCUGUCAAACACAUUGCAGCCACGAAUCUUCAUAGCUUUGCGCCCGCAAGAUGUCAUUCCCGCAUGGAUAACGCAUAUUAUAUAUGCUAACAGGAACAGCAAAGUUAUGUGCCUAGGCCCUCGAGAGGAUGUGAUGGAUGUACUCCGGCAAGAAUAUGAGGCUGUUGAAGCCAUGGACUCUUAUUCUUCCCUCAGUGCCGAUAAGCUCGAGACUCUAGAAGUAGGGCGCCAUCUUGUACGUAAGGGUGACUUCAUUCGAAAUAAUGCGCGCGUCCAGCGCAGCAUAAGUGUGGACGGAUACCAUCAUACCGACCCAGUUGACCAUGCAACUAGCGAGGUCCUUGUGGAGAUGAAAGGUGUGAACGUGAAAUAUGGCGAUAACUCUGUGCUUGGAGACUGGUCUCAGAUAGUUGACAGUCGGGAGCAGAAAGGUUUAUGGUGGAAUGUGCGAAGAGGGGAACGAUGGGGGAUUUUUGGUGCCAAUGGUUCUGGGAAGACAACGCUCUUGUCAUUGAUCACGUCUGAUCAUCCUCAAACGUACUCUGCCCCAGUCAAGCUCUUUGGGCGCGCUCGCCUACCUUCUCCAGGUCGACCUGGGAUUUCCAUUUUCGACAUUCAAUCACGAAUAGGCCACGCGUCGCCAGAAGUACAUGCUCUCUUUCCUCGACACCUCACUAUACGUGGUACUCUUGAGAGCGCCUUCGGGGAUACUCCUCUCACAAAACCUAGACUAGAUCCGUUCGCUGUGGCAAGGGUGAAUGCAUGCCUGGCGUGGUUUUCUGAGGAGCUUAAUCCCGGGUACAAACCGAGGGCAAGUCAUGAUCUGCACUGGUCAGUAGCAGCAAACUUUGCAGAUCUCUCGUUCUCGUCGCAGCGAGUCCUUCUCUUCUUGCGGGCUUUGGUGCGUCAGCCAGACAUAAUUAUCCUUGACGAAGCUUUUAGUGGAAUGGAUGAUACGGUCCGCACUAAAUGUCUUCUGUUCCUGAGCUGGGGCGAAACUAAGACUUUACACGAUGAUGCUUACAUGGCCGAUAAGCCUGUCGUGAACGGGAUCAAUGCAAACCAGGCGCUGUUGUGUGUCAGUCAUAGUAUGGAUGAUGUACCUGGGUGUGUUAGACAAUGGAUCUGCUUACCGGAAUCGGGUACAGGCUCACCAAGGAUUGGAAAGCUUAAUGGGCCCGUUGGCCUGGACGCUCGACGAUGGGACAACAUAUGGAACUAUGGCGGCAGUGUGAUGUAG
Messenger RNA from Pseudovirgaria hyperparasitica, 1992 nucleotides. Its product is annotated as ABC transporter-like protein. Gene Ontology annotation, cellular component: mitochondrion. Lineage: Eukaryota; Fungi; Ascomycota; Dothideomycetes; Acrospermales; Acrospermaceae. The record is from RefSeq and is a predicted model, not a curated record. Bases 1 to 1992 code for a protein of 663 amino acids. The transcript has 2 exons. Gene Ontology annotation, molecular function: ATP hydrolysis activity; ATP binding.